Enterospora canceri is the source of this 1881-nucleotide messenger RNA. Lineage: Eukaryota; Fungi; Microsporidia; Enterocytozoonidae. The record is from the annotation of a GenBank genome assembly.
AUGAAUCAUAUAUUCUGUUUCUAUCUAGUUUAUGCAGCAUGUUUCUUGAUUCAGGGGGCAAUAGGUAUUAAGACUGCAUCUGAUCGACUAUUGAGUAGUCGUAGAAUACUAUCUGCUCUCUUUUCAAACAGCCUGAUGAUGAAAUCAAACAGAAGUUAUGGAUGGUUUGGUUCAAGCACAUCUAAGGAAUCUGAUUCAGAAGAUAAGAAGAAGAAAAAGAAACGGUCUGGAUUUGGUAGGAAAAAGAAAUCAGAAGAGGAUGAAAGUACAGAUGAUUCAGAGGACAAGAAAGACAAAAAGGACAAGAAAGGCGAGAAAAAGAAUCCACUGGCAGGAAUAGUCGAUUUUGUGAAGCGUGAAAAGGAUAAAUCAAAAACAGGUGAUGGAACUGAUCCAUCCACAGUUUACAAUAAAUUGGAUGAAAUGGCCAAAGAGGCAGAGAAGGAGUUCAACGACAACAAGGAAGAAGGGAAAUCUCCUCAAAAAGAGGAAUCAUCAGAAAAUAAAUCAGAUAGUGAAUCAAAACCAGAAGAGAAAUCAGACAGCAAAGAAGAAGUAGUGGAAGAAGCAAAAGAAGUAGAAGAACCAGAAGAAGUAAAAGAAGACAGCACAUUGAGAAACUCUCAAUCAUCAGAAACCACUGAUCCAUCAGCUGAUUCAGAUAGCACCCCAACAAGAAAGAGGCGUAGAGAAAGCAGCAGUUCCAGUAGUAACCUGAAUGAUGAAAUAGCAGCACUAAAUCACCAGGUGAAAACACAGAAGAAACUGCUUAAGAAAAACAAGAAACUGAUCAAGAAAACAGAACAUGCAGCAAAAAAGAGAGGAAAACAAAACAGGAGACAUAAAAAGAAGCACACAAGAAGAAGAAUCAGAUCAAACAAACACAAAAGUAGUAAUCGACGAAAUCACAAGGCAGAGCCAAUGGGUGCUUUCAGUUUCAGUUCCACAACGAGUUCAUCUGCACGUGAAUUGCUUAGACACGAUCCAUUGAGUGAUUUCAAAAUGAAAAAGAGGAAGAAGGCUAGCAAUCGCACGAGGAACAAAGAAAGCACAUCGUCGAGUUCGAUGCUAAGAAAAUCAGGUAAAUAUCACAAGGAGUAUAGGAGACAUCAUAGUUCAUCAACAACAAGUAGCUGUGUUGAUAAUACGAUUGAAACACUUUUCCCUAAAGAAAGUCGUCCAUUGCCAAAGAGAGAUGACGUCUACUUCCUUGAUGAGAAAGGUGGAAUGAAGAAAUCGUAUGGACCAUUCAAAGAUGAUGAAAGUAGUCCAUUUUACUAUCCAGGAUUACACCAAUUAGAUGGUAAAAUAGGAAAGAGAGUGUUAUCAGACCAGGAAUACAGGAUUCAUCCAUCAUUCAUGUCCAAAUUAGCAGAUGGAGGAUUCUAUGAACGUAGGGUGAUAAAACCAAAAGACGAGAAAGGAGCAGAUGUCGUAGAAGAGCGAUUUGGAUACUUUCCAAAAAAUAAGGUGGGUGGUGGAAACAGGCGUAGGAAGAAUGUCAAGACCAAACAUGGUGUGUUUCUACCACCAUUGGCUCUAACCAAUAAUCCAUAUACGCCUGGGACUGAAGCCCAUUUGAACUACCAUUUUGAGAAGGAGAAAGAGAAAUAUUUAUGUAGGGAGGAUGCAAUAGAAAACGAACAGGAGCAGGGUCUUGGCAUUUUGGAUGAGCAUUUUGAGAAUGCAACAGACAUGUUGGUGGAUAAGGGACGAAGAGGAAAGCUGUCUGGGGCAGAUAAGCACCUGAAUGACGUAUCAAAUGCAAUAACAAAUUCAAAGAAUAAGGCAGAGACAGAUGGUGUGGUAAAGGACAAAAUAUUCUCACGUGUCAGUGGAAUGAUGCCACCAGGACCACCUGCAGCAAUGGUAAAUGGAUAA